Molecule: messenger RNA, 7044 nt
Organism: Sardina pilchardus (European sardine)
Lineage: Eukaryota; Metazoa; Chordata; Actinopteri; Clupeiformes; Clupeidae
Product: synaptopodin 2-like protein
Exons: 4
Coding region: 1648-4725 (1025 amino acids)
Biological process (GO): positive regulation of actin filament bundle assembly
Cellular component (GO): nucleus; Z disc; actin cytoskeleton
Molecular function (GO): actin binding
Source: RefSeq, a predicted model, not a curated record
AGAGGGGCAGAGUAGGAGAGGGAGAAAGAAAGGGAGGGAGAGUCAGAGAGAAGGAUAGAGAGGAUAGAGAAAGAGAGAGAGAGAGAGGGAGGGAGAGUGAGAGAGUUUUUCCCGGGAAAGAUAGCGAAGGGGGAGGUGUGUGUUGUAUGCUGUGUGCUGUGGUGUGCUGUAUGGUGCUGUGUGCUGCUGUGUAUGUGUGUGUGCAUGAGUGUGCUGAACACAGAGGACCUGAGCAGGGAAAAGGGGGCAGCAGCGGUGGUGGAUACCGGCCGCGUCGCGCGCACACACACACACACACACACGUCCACGCCGGAGCGCAGCGCAGCAGCAGAGUCCAGGUGAUCGUGGACUGGAGGGGAGAGUAAGAGGAGGCCAUGCCAAACACUCCCAGACAGAACUUGCCUAACCAUUACCCUCUCCGCCCGGGGCAAAACCCGCAUCUCUGCCACCUCACCCAGUAAGGACAACAACCAGCUCAAACAAACCAUUCUCUCAGAGAGAGAGACCUUCGGAGGGCGAACUCAACUGGACCUAAGCUGAAGUGUCUAAACAAACCAACUGUCAGCUCCUUGGGCCCUGAGUGAAAGUGCGCAGAAUCCAGGGCAAAGCCACCCAGGACUUUGUUUCUCUCAGAGAGGCACAGACACAAAGGGAUUAUAACAAAGGGCAUAUGCUGGAAAAAUAAAUACACGCUAAAGAACCGACUCAAGAAUAACAUUCAGUGCUCACUGUGCUCUGCCUUUCUGCAUGACUGGAACAAGCUUUGCUUCUUUUUUUUCCCCCCUUUCCUUGUUCAGGGCACUAAUGAACUAAGGGGAAGAUUGAACAUUCGUCUGAGGCAUUGUUGUACCGUGAUGACAUUUUAAGGAACAAGAGCUUCUUGUGCCCUGAAAGAAAAAUAAUCUGGCCGCCUGAGAUUACGAUUCCGUGUCAGGAUAGGCUAUGUUUUGGUGCCGGGGAUACAAGCCGAGGGUGAAGAAUGUCUGGAUUGGACUUUGAAGACAGACAGAAGUAGAAAAAAAAAGCCCCAAACAAAACAAACGAAACAAAAAAUACUGGAUGGUGUUUCAGCAUUUACUGGAUUUGCAGUAGAGCACAUCGCAAUUGUGAAAUUGACUUGGCAAGCCUCCAUGGGAACCCUUCCAGUGAGUUGAGGGGGAGAGUCUCUUGGGAGGUCCUAUUAGCUUUUAGACGACAGUGUGCGGAAGAAAGUAAAAGUGCGCCUCGUGGUCAGUCAGCGUCUUUUCCCACCCCGUGGACAGACGAGGGAGGAGGGGAGCCUGGUCGUGACGGAGCAUGUUCGCGCGCGAGGGGGGAGCUCAGAUGGAGGUCUGAUCCUGUCGCUCACUCGUGGGGUCCUGUUGUGUUUUUCUAGUUUCACAUCUCUCUCCCUCGGCCGGCGGAGCCAAGAGCCCUCCCUUCUCUCUCUGGGCUAAAACUGACCACCCUUAAGACGGAGCGAGGGAGCCACACAGACUGAGGCCACGGCGGAUACGGAGGACAGCCUCGGAGUGGACAGAGCCUUCAAGGUGCUUCUAAGAAAGUGCUCUGUGCUUGUAUAAAACAAAAACAAAAAAAAAGACGCCGACACCUCCCCCUUUUCCUCGUCCAGCCUCUACCCUUCAGCACAUCAGGACGUCACUGAAGAUGGAAGCCAGGGGUCAUGAGCCCAUCAGGAGAGGGGUCAGCUGGGGUGGAGUGGCCCAGGGCCCUGGUGCUGGCCCAGGGAGCCUUGGCUACGGCCGGGGAGUCCGGCAGGGGAUGGGGCAGGCUGGGACGAGCCCCACUACCAACAGCUGCAAGAGGGACGACCACAGCUGGGUGAAAGGGAAGCAAGCCGUGACUCCCCCUGACAGUCAACUUGGCCGAAAAACAAACCUCAGCAGAAGUGCGAGUCUCUCGGAGAAGGAGCUGAAGGAGGCCCGCACGAGGAGUCAGAUCAUCGCUGCCCAGCUCUCUGUGCCGUCCAACUCGCGGGGCGUCCAGCUCUUCAACCGCCGCAGGCAGCGAGUGAACGCUUUCACGAAGGUCAGCUUCGGCGAAGGAGGCGGAGGAGGAGAGGGAGAAAGUGAGGAAGGGGGAGAAGGAGUCGGAAUAGAGAGAGAGUCCAAGAGUGAAAACUUCGGCACGUCGCCUCGGAGCUCAGAGGCAACAUGGGAAAAUAAGCGUGCCGUCGAGAGCGAGGACAGAGAUUUAAACCGCGAAAACAGCCAGGCCAAACUGCCUUGGUCGUCGUCGGGCGCGCUCGACUCGAACAGGGGAAACAUCAUCAUGGAGGAUCAGGGCGAGUCAGCCAUCCGUGAGGUGGAGGACGUUGACGGCGCACAGGAGAGACAUUUUCUGCCCGUCAAGGAGAAAGAGGAGGAGGAGGAUCUCUCCGUGGAGCCCGUGGAUGAACUGAGGGAUGAAAUGGCUGUCAGGGACGACAGUAACCGUGCUGGCGCCGGCCAAGGCCAAGCCAAGGUCAACGGAGCGUUCGCCGCUGACUCCGCCGAGACACCUGGCGAGAUGCCGAACGGUUGUCAUGACGCCCCGAGCAAACCCUUCACGCCGGUGGCCGCGCAGCCGCCGUCCACCAUCGUCAACAGGACGGCUCGGCCGUUCUUCUCCCCCUGCACCGUGCAGAGAUCCCCGGCGUCCAGUCCGGCGAUGGACAUCCCCCCGGCCCCUUCCUACUCCACGCCCCCUCUCCCGGCGUUCCCCGAGCCUCCCACCCCCACGUACGCCGUCGAGCCGCCCCCGGGGGCUUUCUCAGAGCCGCCCCGGUCAGGGCCGCCUAGGCCCACCUUCUCCCCUCCGCCUCCUGCCCCAUCGUACCCGACCCCCCCGCUGCCAUCCUACAGCAGCCCCCCUCCCCUGGCCAUGAUGCCCGGCCCCUCCCCGGGGCCUCCGCCCGCGGCUCACUACAUCCCCCAGACCGCCCCGAAACCCACCUACAUCCCCCAGAUGCUGGCCGAGAGACCCCGAUCGCAGACCCCGAUCCGGACGGGCAUCCUGGACGAGGGCGUGGUGAAGCGCAACACCCGCAAGUCCAUGUUCACCUUCCAGGAGAAGCCCAAGAUAGCGCCCAACCCGGAGCUCCUGUCCCUGGUGCAGGGCGUGGACGAGAAGAAGAAGCAGAGGCCGGCGGCGAUGGCGGCGGCGUCGAUGGCGGAGAACGUGCCCGAGGAGGAGCUCCUGGCCCUGGGCGCCGAGGCCUCCAACUUCCUGGCCAAGGAGGAGGAGGAGCAGCAGCAGCGGGACCGGGUGGUGGAGAACGCGGCGCCCGCUUGGUCCUCGAGCCUGAAGAGCUCCAGGACGGCGGCCCGGGCCGAGCACAAGCCCGAGCACAAGCCGGAGCAGGCGCUGACCAACGCGGCGGGGAAGGGCGCCGAGCUGUUCGCCAAGAGGCAGUCCAGGAUGGAGAAGUACGUGCUGGACAACACGACGGCGACGACGGCGGCAUCGAGGAGAGACGGACAGAUCCGGUCUCCCUCCCCGACCAUGUCUCUGCCCCCCUCCUGGGUGUACCAGUCCAACAGGCCGGGCCGCGUCAAGGCCAUCGCCAACGCCUCCAACGUCAGCGUGGAGAUCUCCAAGACGCUCAAGGCGCAGCAGCAGCAGCAGCAGCAGGCCUCUCAGAGGAGGAACUUUCCGGCGUACGGCGCCUCGGCCUCCGCGUCCCCGGCUCCGCCCGCGCCGGCCGCCCUGCAGAGCACCGUCCUGGAGAACGGCUGCACCAGGAUGGAGAUGGAGCUCUCCCGGCACCAGCCCUACCAGCUCAACUCCUCGCUCUUCAUCCUCAACCCCGCCCCCAAGGACCCCAUGAGCUCGCUGCCCCGGGGGGCCCCGCUGCCGCCCAGGCCGGUGGUGGGGGCCGCGGGCUCGGCCUACGGCAGGCAGACGUCGCUGCCGUCGCCGAACGUCCCGACGCAGUUCAGCUCACCGGUCAGCUACCGGCCGGCGUGCUUCUCGCCGCCGCUCCCCCUCAGCCCCAGGGAGUUCUCGUCGCCCGUGGCGGCCUUCGCUCCGGACCGGGUGGCCUCGCCGCGGUCGAACGUCCAAGCGCCCAGACCCACGUUCUCUGCCCGGAAGGCAGGGAUCGAAGCACAGACCAAGAAGGAGACCCCAGCCACGCCAACCGCAUCCAGGACCCCCACUAUGACCAGAAGGUUCAGCAGUCCAGAGGGCCCGACCAAUUUAGUGUGGUCUCCUACCCCCUCCAUAACGAGCGCUCCCUCUCCCAGACCCAUCCACCGGGCCAUGACCACCUCCCCUGUGUCUCCGCUGUGGGAGACCAGGUGUCAGUCGCCCGUCGUCAGUCAGGACACGAAAGCCAACCACCGGCUGCUGGCCAAGAACAUCAUCAACGCGGCCAAGCGCAAGAACAGCCCUUCCCCGGGCACGCUGAGUGGCCACGGGCUGCCCAUAUCGCCCCCUGGUGGUGGAAGCGGGGGCAUCGGAGGGGGCAUCCUGUCCUUCGAACACAAACCCCUGAGCCCCUUCCAGCCCCGCUCGUUAGGUAGCCAGUCGCCCACGUUCACCAGCCCCCCGCCAACGCCCACGCACAUGAUCCGCUCGCCCGUGCGCCUCUACAACACGCGCUCCCUCACCGACUCCGACGCGUCCGUGGAGUCGGAAGAUUCCGGAAUGCGUUCGCCGGGCGUGCGCACCUACAACACCUGUCCGCGCGGGUGGGGAGGUAGCCUGAGGAUAAAGAGGGGAAACGUUUCUGCCGACUUGUAGAAAGUGACAAAAAAAAUCUGAAAAAAAACGCCUGUUUUUUUUUUUUUUAAAGGAAAGAACAAGAACGUGUUUCUGUCUUCAGUUUUAAAUCAGAAUGAAUGGCUUUAUUUUUUGACCCCGCAACAUUGAAUGUACGGCUGAAUAAUUUGGCAUUAAAAUAGCAGUUGAAAUUAGAUAGUGCUCUGGCACAUUUCUGGCAACUGUGUGCAGUUAUGUAAGCAUUGAUUAUACAAUGUUAAUACAGAUAAGCCCGAUGAGGCUCGCUAAUUGCCUCGCACCUGGCUGCAAUUUUCAUCAGCUCAGAAAUGGCUUUGAAAAGAGCUUGCAAAAAAAAAUGGACAGACCAAAUUAUACCAAAGAUGCCAUUUUGGCUCUUGGGACCAAAUAACUAAUUUGUGUUCCUAUAUGCAGUAUCUCUUAAACAGUAUUACAUAUUGCCUUCUUUUUCUUUUUCAUUUUGUUCACCUACAUUUAUAAAUGUUCAAAAUGUUCCACAGUCUUUUUUUCCUCUGUAAACUUGCUUUCGGGUGUUUGUCUGCAAGUAAAGAAUAUGGAAAUGCAGUGUGUUGACGUACGACCUGUAGAAAGGUGAGAAAACGCUGUGAUUGGAAGACAUUGGGAAUCGAAGGGAUUCAGGGCUAUGUAAAUAUGUAAGUUACGGCCCUAGUCUUAGCCUAGCACAUUGAUGAUCAUGAAAGGGGACAUACUGUAAUUGAUCAUAAAUAAAAGCCUCAAGGUAAUCAAUUCUCCUCUGCAAACAACAUUUCCAUCCCUGGCAGAGCUGAGCCGAGGAGAGAAGGACUGCUUGCAGCAGGGAAUACUAAUGCCAGCUGCACCACCGAGGAACAUUAAUAGUCCCCAGCUUAACUAGGAAUAAGUACACGCUGGUAUUUCUUGUAACUGUCCAGUGCAAUACUCAGAUUGUAACACCGGUAUGCAGUGUAUGUUAAUUAAAUGCAGGUUUGUUUUACUGAAUGUGUAGCGUUUGAGAUAGGAAGAGGUGAUGUUGUAGGACAAGUGGUAUGUAAAAGGGUGACACGUAUGUGUAGUAAUUGAAUGUUGACUGCCUGAUCGAUCACAAGCUGUACUUGAUUGUAAUAACAAUGUUUCACUGAGACAAGCUUAAAGUGUAACACACUAUUUCUCACAUAUUAUUGGUUUGCUUGCAAAAGGGGGUGUCCGAGAUUGCAUUUCUAUACUGUGGGUUCCAUAGCAGAGAGCUGGUAAUACUUUAUACGACAUAAACCUGAUACUCUGUAACCAUAUCAUUAAAUGCAGUGUAACGGCGAUUAUCACUGUGUAACAGCACAUUGGUUUUCUGUACUUAUAUAACUCUAGCCCUAACUGUUCAUUAUGUGCAAAGUAUCAAUACCCUGUUGAUCACACUGUACUUAAUUUAGUUACACUGUAACAAGGGCUAUUUAAUAUAGAGAGUGACCAAAGAUUUUUUUUUUCGAGUGCUUGCAAGACAUUUGCAAAUAUGACAGUGACAAAUAAGAGUAUGUUAAAAUGGUUUGAAAUGGUACUAGUUGUCAGAUUAUUAUAGAAUAUCUUACUGGAUAUAAUCCACACAGGUGCACAUGUUAGUUUUUUUUGUCAUUUAUUUUUUAAAGAGAUUAACUUUUGCACUUCAUUACUCAAUUAGAUGGCACAGAAUACAUAUGACAGACCAGCUGUACUCCAGAAACACAAGUCAUAGAGCCUUCAACUCCUGUGAUAUUUGAUUGCUUCGAUUCUGUAUACACUCAUUGCGCCUUGUUUUUUUUUUGUUAUUUUUUCAAAGCCCAUUUGCACCACAUGAUAAUAAUUUCUGCAUCGGCGUCUGCUGGCACAGAUUGUGUUUCCUCCCCCCGGUGUCUUAUAUGUCUUAUGUCUCAGUAUCGAUGGCUUCUCGUUGGCCAACGGGAUCACAGAACAUGAGAAUGCAACUAUCAUCCUCAGUUGUGGCAAACCGAUUGGCACCCUGUGUUGGUGCCUCCGCAGAUUUCUGAGUAUUUACUUGUGAGCAUACUUUGAUUGACGGAGACAGACACCAGCUGCAUAGUGACUUGGCACCUUUGACUAGAAUAGCCUUCUUAGUGCCUUGGCUGCCUCUUCAGCCUUCUUCUCACCCUAUGCAAUCCUCCAGGUGACCCUGGGGUGGAGAAAAUGUAUCACCAAUAAGAAUUGCUUGUUUCUUUUCUUGUUUUGUUUUGUUUUAAAAUAGAGCUUAUACUGCCACAAUUGAGUAAUCAACUGUUCUCAUUAUAUACCCUUACCCUUUGGAUGCUGUUAUUUAAGUAAACACAAAAAUAAAAGUGUUGGCACUUGUACAAAGUC